GAGCAGUGUCAGAAUUUGUUUUGAAGCCAUUUUUGCUUUUUUUUGCCGCUUGCGGAAAAAGUGCGUGCAGUUUUCUACAGUUUCAAGCAUUUACAGAUUACUAAAAACGACCAGAAUCGCAUCGAACCAUGUCGAUCGGAGUUCCAAUCAAGGUAUUGCACGAGGCUGAAGGGCACAUAGUAACGUGCGAAACCAUCACGGGCGAGGUGUACCGCGGAAAGCUGAUAGAGGCCGAGGACAACAUGAAUUGCCAGAUGACCCAGGUCAGCGUGACCUACCGCGAUGGCCGGCCGGGAAAGCUGGAAAAUGUGUACAUCCGUGGCUCCAAGAUCCGUUUCCUCAUCUUGCCGGACAUGCUGAAGAAUGCGCCCAUGUUCAAGAAGCAGGGCGCCAAAACGGGCACUGCCGGCCGCGGCAAAUCGGCGAUACUUCGAGCGCAGGCGGCACGCGGAAGAGGUCGUGGAGCGGGCGGAGGCGGUGGCGGAGGUGGCGGCCGUAGCGGCAACAAAGGCAACUGGCAAGGCGGCCAAGGACAACAAUCUUCCGGCCGUGGACGUGGUGGACUGUAGAACCCCAUUUACCGGGAGGCGCAUAGGUUAAGGUCCAAGAGAUAGACUAUAAGGCUAGCCGGGGCAGGCGGGAGGAAGAGGAACGUAUGAAGCACCUGAAUCUGUAGCCAUUACAUCUCAGGAUGUAGCUGACCUGUAAUUUCUUUCUGAUUCGAAUAUGUUCCCGGAAAUAAACAUGAAUUCUAAUA
Molecule: messenger RNA, 757 nt
Organism: Anopheles darlingi
Lineage: Eukaryota; Metazoa; Arthropoda; Insecta; Diptera; Culicidae
Gene: SmD3
Product: small nuclear ribonucleoprotein Sm D3
Exons: 1
Coding region: 129-569 (146 amino acids)
Biological process (GO): RNA processing; spliceosomal snRNP assembly
Cellular component (GO): U12-type spliceosomal complex; pICln-Sm protein complex; precatalytic spliceosome
Molecular function (GO): RNA binding
Source: RefSeq, a predicted model, not a curated record